AUGGACGAAAGCCCCCACCGCCGCACCGGCGUUGGCACCGGAGUCCGGCUGAAGCAGAAACUCGCACAGCUCCUUGUGCGUUCUUCUUGCAUCAGCAACGCCACCAAGACCACAACCACCCCGGCCACGGCCUUCGUUAGCCUCGAUAAGGCCAACACCAACCCCCACCAAGAGCCACUACAUUCCCCUGACUUAUGCACCCACUGCACCUAUCAGAGGCCCAACCUUGUGGAAGGCAGCCGCUCAAGCCGCCACCGUCACCGCAGCGCGUCGGUCGUCCACGCCUCCGUCGACUACCCAGGUGGGGUCUCCGGUCGCCGUCCUGUUCACUCCAUUGUUCCUCUCCUGCCGCCAUCGGUGCAGACAAACGAUGCAAAGAAGAGCAGGGGUGCACGCUCUAGGUCGGUGUCAAGGCGGCAUCGCUCAUACUCCUCUUGUCGGCGUCUGCGGCGGCCGCGGAUGAACUCCGUGCCGUACAGCUGCUCUCCGUCCACGGCGACCGACGACGAAAGCGGCGAGGAUGCUGAGACGACGACGCUCUUCUCGUCCCUCAGCUUCUCCUCCGACUCGACCUGCGAGUUUUACCACACCAACAGUAGCAAUGCCUCCAGGAAGAGCCACAGGAACGGGCUUCGCAGAGCGCCCCGGCGCGCGUUGCCAAGUGCCAGGGACCCACCCGAUGCCUUCCAGCCGCGGGUUAACUUGGCGACGAAGCACAACUACUGCAAGAACAGCAAAAGGGAGGAGGAUGCGAAUGCGAUCAAGAAGAUGGUCGUGGAAGAAAUCGGAGCCAUUGGCGUGGGCAUGGCGGUGGUGAAGCGAUCGAGCAACCCAUACGCAGACUUCCGGAGCUCGAUGGUGGAGAUGGUCGUGGAGCGCCGUAUCGCCAACGUGGGGAAGAUGGAGGAGCUCCUGGAGUCGUACCUCUCGCUCAACUCGCCCGAGCACCACCCGGCAAUCAUCGCCGCCUUCGAGGACGUCUGGGAGGCCGUCUUCGGCGAGGCGUGA
Triticum turgidum subsp. durum (durum wheat) is the source of this 1008-nucleotide messenger RNA. The record is from the annotation of a GenBank genome assembly. Lineage: Eukaryota; Viridiplantae; Streptophyta; Magnoliopsida; Poales; Poaceae.